Letharia columbiana is the source of this 2118-nucleotide messenger RNA. RefSeq lists its product as uncharacterized. The record is from RefSeq and is a predicted model, not a curated record. Bases 1 to 2118 code for a protein of 705 amino acids. Lineage: Eukaryota; Fungi; Ascomycota; Lecanoromycetes; Lecanorales; Parmeliaceae. The transcript has 2 exons.
AUGCAGAUCCUAGCUCCUCUGUCGCCUACUCUCACGAAUCCCGAUAUGAUAUUGCCCGAUAAUCCUCCUUCCUCUGCCGAUUCCUCCCCAUCCACUCCCAGGAAACCACAGCGAUUGCCUUCUUUAUCGCCAACCAAUUAUCAGCAUACCACGUCUGACUCAGUGCCCGACGACGGACCUCGAGAAAAGGGCACGAUGUUUAGCCCAUUCAGGAAUGGAAUUCUGCGCCGCCAUGACGGGUCUAUUAAACAGAGAUCGGGUUCAGAGAGAGACGAUAGGAAAGCUACACCAAAAGAAGAAGCCGCGCUGGCCUCGUCACCCACACUUCAGGAGGACCAUGAAUAUGAAGGGCAGAAUGGCUACGCGGAGGCUGCUGCGCAGGACAAUGAUCACGUCGAGACGAGAGAUAGCAUCUACAGUCCUCCAUCAAUCCUGGAAGAAGAUGAGGAUGACCCAUAUUCGCACGCCGCAAUGACCAGAAGGGCAGAGGAAAUCCUGGCCAAUGCAAAAAAGCGUCUUACGAACAUGGAAGGCAAUCUUACUAGGGCACGCAGUACACUGGAACGCAGACCAUCUUCGUCGAUGUCAACAUUCUCAACCCAUGGGCCGGAACCUGUAUCGCUGUACACUUUACCAAAAAAGGGCAGAAGUCCGGGCGGCUUCUCACCUUCUAAGCAUCGUCAAGCCAAUCUACCAAUGCUGGAUGAAAACCAGCAAGGGCAUUAUAGGGUUUCCAGCGAGACGUCAGUGCCAUCCACGUUGCACACAGUACCCAAUGGACACUCAUCAGAAGAUAAAAAUAUAUACGCACAUGGCGGGGACCUUUCUGCUAAAGAGAGGAAUUCGGAGCCCAGUCGCAAUUGGUUCUGGAAUGGCUUGACACGCAACACAAGUCUCAAUCAUGCAGCCAGACAUAACAACGGAUUGCAACCGCUCAACGAAGACGGCCCUGCCCCAGAGUCUUUUGAGCAGCCUCCACAAACCAACGAGUGCAAAGAUGACGAGAUUUUCGACCUAGAAACAUCACCAAAGGCAGCUACGUUCGAGAUUCCGAAAUCUCCUGCUACCGGACUUACCAGGGCUCGAUCCACUACUCAGAUGCGUGACCUCCGUGAUCAAAUGCAAGAUUUGAAGGGGAAGAUCUCAACUUUGAAGCAGCGAGCAAAGGAAGACAAUCUGCGGAGACGAAGCCUGCAAAGUUUGCGCACACCAAGCCCAUUCACGGCAGCAGAGCAAUGGUAUACUGGGCAAUCAGUCCCGGAGGCUGGUCAGUCACCACCACAAGGACUCGGAGUCGUAGAGGGGCCAAAAGUACCAAAUGCAGGAGAAACUCUCAAUGAAGCCUCUCAAGAAGACUUCGGACAAACACCCGCGGCCACUGAAGAAGGCGACGCGACAUGGAACAGCGACCUCGAUACCGAAGAGCCUUUGCAAAAGCCGGCAAACCAAGAGGAGGAGCCCACCCCACGAUCUUCGCAAGUUGAGUCUGUAACCUACCACAGAAGCCCAAAUCAAAGUCCCGCCGAGCGACUGAUCAUCAUCGAUGAAUCCUCACCCGGGGGCCUAGAUGGCAAAGAAGAUAGCUUGUACGGAGACCAAGAUUAUCAUGAAACAACCGCAGAGCCCGUUGUUGAAAGACACGAGGACAGACCAGACGCUUUUGACUACGAACACUAUAUCCUUCAUAGCGCGAUGGGAGCCUACAGUGGUGUGGGCGUGAGACGGAGUAGCAGCAUGCGGAAAAGGAGAGCCAGUGACAGCUCCGCGUCUUCCGUCGAGACCACUAAGCCUAGAAACUCCACGAGCGAAGUCAAUGAGCAUGCGAGACACGGAAACGAGAGCUCAAGUGGUGGGAGCCAUGUGAGAAAAGACAGCGUUGAGUCAGUCUCGACAGUCAACACGUUUGCUACCGCGAUCGAAGGGAAACCCUCGUCUCCUUCUGAUGUUGAAGAUGAUUGGACUCCACGCCAGACUAUGGCCGGAUCUUGGCAGCCAGAGACGAAGAAGCACAAGGUCAACGGAAUCAAUGGAUCUCCCAAAUCGAGAACUAAGAAGCAUAUAGCAUCAGCAUACAAGGCAUCCAGGAACGAUGCGAAGCCUCCCGGGGAAAAGCGUUAG